AUGGCACCCAAAACUAGCAAAGACAAGGGAGUGGCCAAGGACGCCAGGGCGAAGGAGCCACCGGAGAGCGAGUUGGCGGCGCGGCGGACGCAGUUCGCCUACUUCCCCUUGACGGUCGAUGCGGUCCACCUUAGGGACUACUUCAAGCCUUUGUGGGUGGUGAAGACUGGGGGUGAGAUGACGGGGCACCCGGCCACGCGUCCUCCCUCGGCAGACCGGGAGGACAUAGACACCGUCAUCGAGGAUGUCGCCAAGGAUGCCGCGGCGGAAGCCGACAAGAUCGCCGCCGAGGAGGCCGCCAAGGGCGCUGCUGAGGACGCUGCCAAGGGGUCUGCCGGGGAGUCCGGCAAAGCCGCUGCCGAGGAGGCCGGGACGGCGAGCACCAGGGCACCCACCGAUGGAGAGGUGUUCGACGAGGAGGUGCUUGCUGCCGCCGGGCUCGAAGUUGUUAACGAGCCAAGUGCCGGUGGCGGCGGCUCCCAGGAAGAGCGGCUCCUCCAGGCCAUGAGUGCCAACUUACAGAAGCUCCAGGCGCUCCACCGCGCCCGCCAAGACAAGAUAAGAUCCAGGAUGGCCGUGGUGGACAAAGUAGAAGCAGAUUUCAAGGAGCGCGUUACUGAGACACAAGCCUGGCUUCGCGAUGCCCACCAGGAACUGAAGGACAUCCAAGGCGAGCUGGCCCAGCGUCAUCAAGAGUUCCUCCUGCAACAAGCUGAUUUUGAGAAGGCCCAGGAGCUGGCGAGGGAGCAGGCCGCCAAGAGGCACAAGGAGGCGCUCGAUGCUCAAGCUCUGGCUCAUGCUGGCAAGGUGAAAGAGCUGGAGACGGAACAUGACGGGCUAAAGGAGCAGGCUCUGAAGGUGGCGAAGGAGAAGGACACGCUCAACGGUGCCUUGGUGGAGGCGGAAGGCACGGUCCUCGGCAAGGCUGAGGAGCUCUCCAAAGCCAACGACUCCAUAAAGGACCUCAAGCUGAAGCUGGAGGGUCUCGAGGGGACGCUCUCGGAGGUCAGGGCCCGAGAGGGGACCCUGACCAAGAAUCUGGAGAAGGAGAGGCAGCCGCGGAAGUACGAGACCGCUAACCACGAGGAUUUCGUGAAGGGCGAAAAUCUCUAG
Molecule: messenger RNA, 1113 nt
Organism: Aegilops tauschii subsp. strangulata
Lineage: Eukaryota; Viridiplantae; Streptophyta; Magnoliopsida; Poales; Poaceae
Source: RefSeq, a predicted model, not a curated record